Neurospora tetraspora is the source of this 1703-nucleotide messenger RNA. RefSeq names its product major facilitator superfamily domain-containing protein. Lineage: Eukaryota; Fungi; Ascomycota; Sordariomycetes; Sordariales; Sordariaceae. The record is from RefSeq and is a predicted model, not a curated record. Gene Ontology annotation, cellular component: membrane. Gene Ontology annotation, molecular function: transmembrane transporter activity. The transcript is spliced from 2 exons. The coding region runs from base 36 to 1472 and encodes 478 amino acids. Gene Ontology annotation, biological process: transmembrane transport.
UAUCAUACCUGCCCUACUUACUACGAUCAACAAAUAUGUGGUCGAGAACAGUGGAAACCAAUCUCGAGGAGGGCAAGCCACCCGAAAACACUACCGACCAGGAACCGCAACAGCAAUACUUUCGCUUCUCACCACCAACCGACCAUAGAGGUACCAUCUCUGGCGAAGAGUGCUGCUCAUUAGCUUCCUCAUCAUCAUCCUCCUCCUCCGUUUUGAGCAAAAUCGAGGACAUAGAAGACUCCUCUGACUACCCCAACGGCGGCCUCCUAGCCUGGUCGCAAGUCCUCGUCGCCAUGCUCGUCAACAUGCUCGCCUGGGGCUACCCGGCCACCUUCGGCGUUUAUCAGCUCUAUUACGUCGACACGCUGCGGCUGCCCUCGUCCCAAGUCUCUUGGAUUGGCUCGGCCCAGACCUUCCUCGCCCUCGCCACCUGCACGCUCUCCGGCCGGCUGGCUGACGCGGGGCACAUCAAGUGGACCAUGACCGCUGGGUGUGGGAUGGUGGUUUUCGGCACCUUUAUGACGAGCCUGUGCGGCGGAGGCGAGCCCGGCGAGAACGACAAGUAUUGGCAGAUCUUCCUGGCCCAAGGGAUUUGUACGGGGUUCGGGUUGGGCAUCUGCUUCAUGCCACCGCUGUCGGUGGUGAACUCGUACUUUAGCAAGGAGAAGCGGUCGUUCGCCUUGGCGGUGUCGGCGACAGGGACCGGGCUCGGAAGCAUAGUGUUCCCGGCUAUUAUACAAUACCUAACCCCCAAGUUCGGGUUUGCGUGGGCGGUGCGCUGCCAGGCCUUUGUGGCGCUGAUGAUCUCCGUGAUUGCUGUUGCCCUUGUUAGGCCGAGGCUGGAGCCCAGACGGAGCGGACCUUUGGUUGAGUGGAAAGCGUUCAAGGAGGUGCCGUAUAGACUGUUUGUGGUGGGCGCGUUUUUGUUCUUUUAUGCCAUCUUCUUUGGGUUCUUUUUUAUCAACGUCUACGCCCGCAACAUCGUCCACUUCCCAACCACUUCAUCCGUCCACCUGCUGAUCAUAGCCAACGGCGUAUCGGUUCUCGGCCGCCCUCUGGCCGGCUACAUAGCCGACCGUCACAUCGGCGCCAUCAACACCUUCUGCAUCGGCACCUGCAUCUUGUCCGUCGUGCUCUUCUCCUGGAUGGGCGUUCACACGCGCGCGGGCAUGUACGUCUUCUCUGCCUUCCUCGGGCUGUCCACCGGCGCGGCCCAGGGCAUCUACAACGGUGCCAUGUCCAACUUGACCAAGGACCCGCGUAGGUUCGGGACGAGGUUCGGCAUGAUCAACACGACUGUGGCGUUUGCCGCGCUGGCGGGGCCGCCGACGGCGGGUGCAAUCAUCGAUCAUGAUGGCGGGCGAUAUAAAUGGGCGCAGGUGUGGGCGGGCACGGUGGUGUUGCAUGCGAGCAUGAUCUUCAUGGCUGUUAGAAUUUCAAUCAGUGGGUGGAAGCUUAAGAUGAAGGUGUGAGGCAUUCGUCUAAGAAAACCACACUAUAUUAUCGUCCAAAACCUCGUAUCCCAAAGUCGGUAGCGCAUAUCCCACAUACCAAAGAGGUUUUCUUUUCGACAAUACUUCUUCCCACCCUAUUAUCAGCGAGUUCUUUCCCAAUUGCAUUCAUAGUGCCGUCUUUGCAACUGGCUCUCAAAGACUGUAUUUGAAGGCUCUCCACAAAAAACUGAGACUCUGAAACUUCCAUGG